Messenger RNA from Populus trichocarpa (black cottonwood), 1711 nucleotides. RefSeq names its product NADPH-dependent aldo-keto reductase, chloroplastic. Bases 379 to 1335 code for a protein of 318 amino acids. The transcript has 7 exons. Gene Ontology annotation, molecular function: aldose reductase (NADPH) activity. The record is from RefSeq and is a predicted model, not a curated record. Gene Ontology annotation, cellular component: cytosol. Lineage: Eukaryota; Viridiplantae; Streptophyta; Magnoliopsida; Malpighiales; Salicaceae.
GCAGUAAGGAAAGUAUUUUCUGAAUCUAAUUAACUCUCUAAUGCUAUAAUUCAGAGCUUCCAACUACACGGGUAUUCUUUUUCAAAAAAGGAAAAUGUCGAAACAUUUUCAUAUUUGUCAUCAUGUGGAGAUCCAGUUUUCUUGCCGUGAAGAUCUAGGAAUGAGAUCAUCCAUCCAUCCAUUCACUCAAUGCAUCAAGAAAUUUACUUUUCUCCCUGUGUUUUGGGCAUAACUGACCACUAAAGACCUGGUCUCUCCCCCCUGGUAAAUCGUAUUCAGUUAAUUGCCUCCAAAAACGUCCACUCCAAAAGGAACAAAUCCAUCUUUGAUACUUUGUUUCAAAGUAUUUUUAGAGUUAUAUGCGUGUAGCAGAAGAAAAUGGAAAAGGAAAAGAUACAUGGACCUCUAUAUUUUGACCUGAAUACAGGUGCCAAAAUCCCAUCUGUUGGACUAGGGACAUGGAAAGCCCCACCUGAUGUCGUUGCUGAAGCUGUCAAGUUUUCUGUCAAGGCCGGCUACAGGCAUAUUGACUGUGCUAAAGUCUACGGUAACGAAAAGGAGAUAGGGAAAGCGUUGAAGGAACUGUUUUGCACUGGGGUAGUGGGACGCAGUGAGAUGUUCAUCACAUCUAAGCUCUGGUGCAGUGACCAAGCUCCUGAAGAUGUAUCAAGGGCACUGAGCAAGAGUCUAGAAGAUCUGCAACUUGAUUAUAUUGAUUUAUAUCUUAUUCAUUGGCCAUUUCGGACAAAGCCAGGCUCAAGUGGAUGGGACCCUGAAGUCAUGGCACCUUUAUGCCUUCGAGAGACGUGGGCUGCAAUGGAGGGCUUGUAUGCAUCAGGUCAGGCACGAGCGAUUGGUGUCAGCAACUUCUCGACUAAAAAGUUACAAGACCUCGUUACGUAUGCUAAAGUGCCACCUGCAGUUAAUCAGGUUGAGUGCCACAUAGUCUGGCAGCAGCCUGCUCUUCACCAUUUUUGCAAAUCAACUGGAAUUCAUCUCUCGGCGUAUUCCCCUCUGGGUUCUCCAGGAUCUUGGAUUAAAGGAGAAAUCUUAAAGGAACCGCUGCUGGUUGAAAUUGCUAAAAAACUUAACAAAUCGCCUGCACAAGUAGCUCUUCGCUGGGGAAUUCAGAGUGGUCACAGUGUUCUUCCAAAGAGUGUAAAUGAAUCAAGGAGCAAGGAAAACUUGAGCUUAUUUGAUUGGCAUAUCCCUCCAGAUCUCUUCUCAAAAUUCACAGAUAUCCACCAGCAAAGGCUCCUCCGAGGGGAUUUCGCCGUCCACGAAACUAAUAGUCCGUACAAAAGUCUUGAAGAAUUGUGGGAUGAUGAAAUAUGAGAUGACAUAUCCUCUGGUGAUCUGCAUUUGCAUGUUAUUGAUCUCUCUUCAGGAAAACAAUCCCACAUGCUGAAUCCUACCUCUCGAAUUUUGAGAGGCUACGCGGUGCAGUAAUAAAUGAAGCUGAAUAUGGUUUACUUGAUCCCUAAUUUGUUUUUCCCACUGUAUCAAGACAAAGUUCAUAUUUGGCUGUACUAGUUGCUUAGCUGCUUAUCAAUCUCAUCACCUUACAAAUGAAGUGUUUCGAUCUAGAAAUUUGUGUGGCACAUAGAGCCGCGUCAUUAUCCAUCGAGUCAAAUCAAAGACUACACAGAAGACUGGUUGUAGGGAAAUUAGAAUGAAAAUAAUUCCAUGCCUUGAUACUGGAUUUUCUUUA